AUGGCAGCAGUAGCAAGAAGAUCGGAGACGGUGGGAGAAGAGGUGGAGACCACUAAGUCGUCCACCGCACGCCCUAAUCGGAGAUGUACCUCAAGAAGGCAUUGUGGACCGACGGACUGUGGUCUUCGUAGCCUCCUCAAGUCCCUUCGCUCCAUCGCCGAGUCCAAUUCUACGAUUGAGCUUUUCUGCCAGACUCAGUCCGUGCCCGACCUUCAAGUGGUUCCAGUACUAUUUCAACAGUCAUUAAAAGAAUCAGAGGAUGAUCCUGUGGUAAAUUUGGACCAUAUCUUUGGAGUGGAACCUUUGAAGAUCGCUAGUCCUUCAACCGAUGCUGAAGUUGCCCUUGCACUACGAGUUCUGGAAGGUUGUUGUCUUCUUCACAGAGGGAGCACUGCUUUAGCCCAUCAGCACAAGGCAAUUCCGGUUUUGAUGAAUAUAUUAUCAAUUCGUGGAGUACUCGAACAAGGUGCAUGCUUAGAUGCUUUAAUUUCAGUAAUGUUGGAUUCGUCGGCCAAUCAAAUGGAUUUUGAGGUUUGUAACGGUAUUGAGGAAGUUGCAGUGCUCAUAAGGGACAAACAAAUAGACGAAAACCUCAGGUUGAAAUGUGGUGAGUUCUUACUGCUGCUUAUUGGACAUGUAAAUGGGAGGGGAAAGCCUCCUCUAGCAACCAUACAUGAAGACAUAAGGCAGCUUCUGGGAGAGAAAUCAGCCUCCUUGAUAUGGGCAGCCAGUCAAUUCGGAUCCACUCUUGAUCCAGAGCAGAGAUUAACAGCACUGCACAUCCAAGCUCGUCGGGUUCUUGAGUCGCUUGACCUGUAUUAAAUCUGGAAAUGGUAAUGUUUCUUUAGAUUCGUUGUCUGGAAUGUGGCAGAUGCAGUAGUAGUAAUAUAAAAUUUUCGGGUGGAUUUAGAAAUGUGGUGGGAAAGGGGAUGAAGUUGGAAAAUCAGGCGCUUGGUCAAGUGUGAAGAGGAAAACAGGAACAGCAUCUCUUUGUGUUGAUUCUUGAAGGAGACGUCCCUGUCUGAGGGAACAUCGUUUGGUUGGGGAUGAGAAAAAUGUGUUGAUAGUGACAGCCCAGGUUGGAUUUUGAUCUUCACAUGAAAGUUCAACCACAUUACUAAACCAGGCAUGUUCUGUUAAACCUUUUGAACAAUUCAUCAUUACUUCACACAAAAAAUUGUUUAAUGGUAGGCCAUGACUUGCCUGUCUGGUCGAUUAUCACUAUAAUGAGUCUUUUAUUGAUUGUUUAAUUAAUAGAAUAGUUCUUAAAUGAUCGUUGUCAA
Messenger RNA from Benincasa hispida (wax gourd), 1283 nucleotides. It is a transcript of the gene ISI1, whose product is annotated as binding protein. The record is from RefSeq and is a predicted model, not a curated record. NCBI's taxonomy places the organism in Eukaryota, Viridiplantae, Streptophyta, Magnoliopsida, Cucurbitales, Cucurbitaceae.